Molecule: messenger RNA, 2427 nt
Organism: Sphenostylis stenocarpa
Lineage: Eukaryota; Viridiplantae; Streptophyta; Magnoliopsida; Fabales; Fabaceae
Source: the annotation of a GenBank genome assembly
AUGGGCUCUUCAACACUUUUCUUGCUUCUUCUCAUUUCUACUCUUUGCCAUAAUUUCCAUCAUUCUUCUUCCUUCCAUCUUUCCGUUGAGAACCUCAAAGAAGAUGUAAUGGUGUCAUCACCCAAAGCAACAUUCACAGUAGGCUUUUACGCCGUCGGAGAAAACGCUUUCUGCUUCGCAAUAUGGUACUCCCAAUCACCCAAUACCGUUGUUUGGAUGGCCAACCGGGACCACCCGGUGAACGGAAAACGCUCCUCGCUCUCCCUUCUCAAGACCGGUAACCUGGUACUCACCGAUGCCGACCAGUUCCAAGUCUGGUCCACCAACACCGCCACCUCAUCGAAGCAAGUCCGGUUGCAUUUGUACGACACCGGCAACCUCGUACUCAUGGACACCUCCAACGUUGUUAUUGUUGCUCUGUGGCAAAGUUUCGAUUUCCCAACCGACACGCUUCUUCCACAUCAACCUCUAAGAGGGAGUACCAACCUCGUUUCCUCGAGAAGUGGGAACAACUAUUCCUCAGGUUUCUACAAACUUUUCUUCGACUUCGAGAACGUUCUACGUCUCACGUACCAGGGUCCUCGAGUUUCCAGCACUUACUGGCCAUACGCUUGGCUUCUGAGCAAUAAUUUCGGCAAUGGUAACGGCAAUAAUGGUAGAUCCAUUUUCAACGAUAGCAGGGUUGUUGUCCUGGAUGAUUUGGGCUAUCUGAUUUCUUCUGAUAACUUCACUUUCAAAACAAGUGACUACGGCAUGAAACUCGUACGCAGAUUGACCCUGGAUCACGACGGCAAUGUUCGUUUGUAUGGCAUGAAAGACGGAGAAGACAAGUGGUCUGUGUCAGGAAUAUUUCGGCCACAACCUUGUUUAAUUCAUGGGAUUUGUGGACCCAACAGUUUUUGCAGCUAUGAGCCAACAAGUGGAAGAAAAUGUUCCUGUUGUCCAGGACAUAGAUGGUUUGACAGUGAAGACUGGUCUCAAGGUUGCGUACCCAAUUUUCAACUUGUGUGUAACAAUAACACUGAGCAAGAAUCUCGCUUUCUAAGCUUACCUGGAGUUGAUUUUUACGGAUAUGACUAUGGCAACUUUCAGAAUCACACGUACCAACAAUGUGUGAGUCUGUGCUCGCGGUUGUGCGAAUGUAAAGGGUUUCAAUACAGCACUUCGAGGCAAAGUGGUGUUAAUGGUCAGUGCUAUCUGAAGACACGGUUGUUAAAUGGCCAUCGUUCACCGAGUUUCACCAACUCAUUCUUUCUGAGAAUGCCUUUGUCUCUCCAUGACUAUGACGAUAGUCCUAUCAAUAAUGGUUUGCUUUGUGGAAGAAAUAGUGGAGGAGUGAAAGUUCUUGAGAGACCUUACGUAGAAGAAAAAGAAAAUGAGUUGGUGAAGUUCAUGUUGUGGUUAGUGAUUGCCUUCGGAGGAAUUGAGGUCGUGUGCAUCUUUAUGGUGUGGUGUUUCUUGUUUAGGAAUGACGUGACGUUACGCAAAGAAGGUUAUGUUCUUGCAGCUGCAACGGGGUUUAGGAAAUUCAGUUACUCUGAACUGAAACAAGCCUCUAAAGGUUUCAGUGAAGAGAUUGGAAGGGGUGGUGGAGGUACCGUGUAUAAAGGUGUCUUGUCUGAUGAUCGAAUUGUGGCAAUAAAAAGACUAUAUGAAGUAGCAAACCAGGGAGAAAGUGAGUUCCUGGCUGAAGUAGGCAUCAUUGGAAGGCUUAACCACAUGAAUUUGAUUGGCAUGUUGGGGUAUUGCGCAGAGGGAAAGCAUAGGUUGUUGGUUUAUGAGUACAUGGAGAAUGGUUCUUUAGCUCAGAAUAUAUCAUCAAGUUCAAAUAUACUUGACUGGAGUAAAAGGUAUAACAUUGCCCUGGGAACAGCAAGGGGUCUGGCAUACUUGCAUGAAGAAUGCUUGGAGUGGAUUUUGCAUUGUGAUAUUAAGCCCCAGAAUAUACUUCUUGACUCUGAUUAUAAACCGAAGGUAGCGGAUUUUGGCUUGUCUAAGCUACUUAACCAAAACAAUCUUAACAAUUCAAGCUUCUCAAGGGUAAGAGGGACAAGAGGUUACAUGGCACCGGAAUGGGUUUUCAACUUGCCAAUCACUUCAAAGGUGGAUGUCUACAGCUAUGGCAUUGUCGUCUUGGAGAUGAUCACUGGAAGGAGCCCAACAACAGGUGUCCAAAUCACAGAAUUAGAAGCAGAGUCACCUCAUCCUGAGAGGUUGGUGACAUGGGUGAGGGAGAAGAGGAAGAAAGGAUCAGAAGUGGGACCAUCUUGGGUGGAUGAGAUUGUGGACCCUGCUUUGGGAUCACACUAUGACAUGAAUGAGACGGAGAUAUUGGCAACCGUGGCUUUGGAAUGUGUACAGGACGACAAAGAGGUAAGACCCAACAUGAGUCAUGUUGUUGAGAGGCUCCAAAGUGAUGAACAUUAG